AUGUUCAACCCCGUUGCUACCGGCUUUCCCAGCCGACUGGGAGGCGUGCGGUUCUACCGGACGCGAGUGGCGCACCACAUGCGAGGAAAAACUCGGUUCCCUCAGAAACUGAUCCAGGGCAAGACUCUGCUCCGUCUGCAGUACGAGGACUGGUUCGGUAAGCGCAACAUCAAGGGCGACGCCAUCAGCAACAAGUACUUUUACCCAUCUCAGCACCAUGUGCCCAACUACAUCCGGCCCCGAGAGGACGCCGGUAACCCCAACCGGGAGGACCUGACCGUGGCAGCGCCCUCUAGAGAGGAUCCGCUGGUGCCCUUCCCCGACAACCCAUACACCCGAACCAACACAGUGAUCCCCGAGAGCGUGCGAGAACACAUUAUCAAGGAUGUGACGGUCAACUCCAUGUCUCUGGAGGACGUUUCUGUCAAGUACGGCAUUCAGCUCGUUCGAUUGCGAGCUCUGUUGAAGCUCAACCAGGUUCGACAGACCUUCAAGUGUGAUCCCAAAUACAAGAAAGAUCUCAGCAAGUUCUCGUCGUCCAUCGUGGAGAUGCUGCCUCGUCUGAGAGUCAACUACACCUUCAAGGAGGAGGACGACAAGCGGGAGAAGCGGGUCUACUUCAACAAGGAGCAGGGCCAGCAGAACUUGUCCGAAGUGCCGGUGCCCUCGGCCACCCGAGGCUCGCGGUUCAUGACUCUGGCCGAGUCCGAGCCCUUUGGUCCUGUGGAGUCCGCCAAGCUGCUGGAUCUGGCUCCUGCCGCCGACGUGCUGGAGAAGCUUCAGCACGUGGUGGCCGACCAUUCUGAAAAGGCGGAGAUUGAGUUCGAGAAGGCCAAGGCCAAGGGCCAGAUUUUCGACGUGGUCAAGAAGUCCGAGUCCAAGCCCGACGGAGUCAUUUUCCGAUUCAAGAAGGCUCAGGUCGGCAAGGUGGGCCACCGAUACGGCGCCUACAGAGACGACCGAAAGAAGGACAGACGGGUGGUGUACGACCGACUGGGCAACCGUCACUGGGCCGUUUAA
Molecule: messenger RNA, 1020 nt
Organism: Yarrowia lipolytica CLIB122
Lineage: Eukaryota; Fungi; Ascomycota; Dipodascomycetes; Dipodascales
Product: mitochondrial 37S ribosomal protein mS45
Biological process (GO): mitochondrial translation
Cellular component (GO): mitochondrial small ribosomal subunit
Molecular function (GO): structural constituent of ribosome
Source: RefSeq, a predicted model, not a curated record